AAAUUGGAAUAAUAGCUCCUGGUACAAUCAAGACAAAUAAAUACUUUAUAUGUGAAAUUAUUACAACAUUUUUCAUAUUUGACUUGAAUAUUAAUUUAUUUAUUAACGAAGGUGCGUGCGUGAGUCUCAAUCUCUUUAACUAAGACCACUCCCGGCGCAGAUCCAUCUGAUUCUGGCUUUGAAUUGGGGAUUCGAGUUCGAGAGAGUGAGUGGCAAACCUCUCCAUUUCACAUCAGAUUCUCUCAGAUUGGAAGGCAGAGAGAGAUGGGGUGCUCGUUCUCCGGUUUGAAUGCUCUGUACGACGCCGUUAAUGGCGCCGGUGAUGUUUGGAUCAACGAGAACCGUUUCAGGAUUGUACGCCAGCUCGGAGAGGGCGGCUUUGCCUUUGUCUACCUCGUCAAGGAGCUCAUCUCCGAUCCUUCCAAUCCCGCCGCUGGCAUUUCCGCCAAAAUCAAGGAUUCUUCGCAUAUCUCCGGUGAUGGAACAUAUGCAAUGAAGAAAGUUCUGAUUCAAAACGGCGAGCAACUACAGAUGGUGAGGGAUGAAAUUCGUGUUUCGUCUCAGUUUAACCAUCCUAAUUUGCUUCCUCUUCUGGACCAUGCAAUCAUUGCAGUCAAGGCUUCACAAGAUCAAUCCUGGAAGCAUGAAGCUUACUUAUUGUUUCCAGUUCAUUUGGAUGGAACAUUAUUGGACAACACCACGGCUAUGAAAGCUAAGAAGGAGUUCUUUUCCACCUCAGAUGUGCUUCAAAUACUUCAUCAGCUUUGUGCAGGACUUAAGCAUAUGCACAGUUUUGACCCUCCCUAUGCACAUAAUGAUGUCAAACCUGGAAAUGUCCUUGUGACAUACAGGAAAGGCCAGCCACCUGUGGCUAUAUUGAUGGAUUUUGGGAGUGCCCGUCCUGCAAGAAGGCAAAUCCGUAGUCGUUCGGAAGCAUUACAACUUCAGGAGUGGGCUUCUGAACACUGUUCUGCCCCCUUCCGAGCUCCUGAAUUGUGGGAUUGCCCAAGCCACGCAGACAUAGAUGAGAGGACUGAUAUCUGGUCACUAGGCUGCACCUUGUUUGCCAUAAUGUAUGGUGAGUCUCCUUUUGAAUAUGCACUUGGAGAAUCAGGCGGGAGCUUACAGCUUGCUAUCGUAAAUGCCCAAGUAAAGUGGCCAGCCGGACCCAAUCCGCCUUAUCCAGAUGCACUCCACCAGUUUGUAAAAUGGAUGCUGCAGCCCCAAGCUACUGUUCGGCCUUGCAUUGAUGAUAUCAUAAUUCAUGUCGAAAAGUUGGUCGCAAAGUUUUCUAACUGAAGAAAUUGCAACAGAGAAUUAUUGUUGGAGUUGUGUGUUUCAGCAUGUCAGGUUAUACGAGUAGUGUGUAAUGUUUGAAGCGCACAUGAGAUGAUGGGGUGAGGUGUAGGGAGAGUCAUUUAACUGUUUGCCUAUCUAUGAUACAUUAAUUUUGUUUGAGUUAUAGCCUUAAUUAUGUAAGUUUUUGUACAUGUUUAAAUCUCCAAAUAAUUGAUCUAUGGAUGAAUUAUACUCGAUUACAUUUUACAGAUACAAAA
This is a messenger RNA of Salvia miltiorrhiza (redroot sage), 1556 nucleotides long. RefSeq lists its product as uncharacterized. Gene Ontology annotation, molecular function: ATP binding; protein serine/threonine kinase activity. The transcript is spliced from 6 exons. Gene Ontology annotation, cellular component: cytoplasm. NCBI's taxonomy places the organism in Eukaryota, Viridiplantae, Streptophyta, Magnoliopsida, Lamiales, Lamiaceae. The record is from RefSeq and is a predicted model, not a curated record. Bases 265 to 1299 code for a protein of 344 amino acids. Gene Ontology annotation, biological process: protein phosphorylation.